Messenger RNA from Seriola aureovittata, 3069 nucleotides. RefSeq lists its product as uncharacterized. The record is from RefSeq and is a predicted model, not a curated record. Gene Ontology annotation, molecular function: heme binding; oxidoreductase activity, acting on paired donors, with incorporation or reduction of molecular oxygen; monooxygenase activity. NCBI's taxonomy places the organism in Eukaryota, Metazoa, Chordata, Actinopteri, Carangiformes, Carangidae. Bases 529 to 1815 code for a protein of 428 amino acids. Gene Ontology annotation, biological process: sterol metabolic process. The transcript has 11 exons.
GUUGAGACAUUUCAGUCUGGACAAACAUAGUGGAUCAACAUUGUCAUUCUUAAACAAAAACGUUAGGAAAGCCCUGUUAACUGGUAAGGGUACAAAUGGUUAUUAAACAGCUGAAAGCCACCCAAGCCUAAACAUGUAGUGGUACAUUAAAGAGGCGUUCCAGCCAUGACAGUGAAGUGGCUGCAGAAGUAAUGUUGCAGUAGUAUUAACAAAGCGUAGCAGCAACAGGUAGGCCUAAAUUCCCGACAGCACAUGAACGCAUCACGCACCGGUGCAGCUGGAUACUUCGUGUUACCUCAGAGAAAACAGUGAUAACAAUGAGAUAGCAUUAAUCUGACACACAGGUUGCACCUGCACAGCCACGCGGAUUAAAAGGAUUAACAGUCGAUGACAGCAGGAUUUGGUUUGAACCUGGACCCAGUCUGAACAAAGUUUAGAGUCACUGUUGCUCGAGCAAACAGCUGUUUCAACGUCCACCAUACAAGCUAGACGAACUGGGCGAAACCGCGACCCCAACCGUGGUCCUGAAUGUCAAAACUACCAGGAAAUGCAGGUGUGUCGGUGCUCGGGGACAAGUCGCUGGAGUUUUACCGGGACCCGGUAAGCUUCUACCGUGAGCGUAUCGAGAAACACCGGAGCAGAGUGUUUCAGUGCCGCCUGCUGAACAGACCGACCACCUUCAUCUGCUCCGUGCAGGCAAUGAGAGAGCUGCUGUGUGAGAAGUCCAACGUGUUUCAGAAGGAUCCGACUGACUUGAUGACCAACAUGUUCGGUGACACCAUCGUCACCACUAAUGGUGAAGAGGCGUGUCUUCUCCGUCUGUCCCUCACCAGCCUCUUUUCAGGAAGUUGUUUGGAAUCGUCAAGUGAUUAUAUCACCAGUGUAUGUGUUCGCUGUCUGAAGGAGCUCUCUCUCAGUAGGCAGCCAGAGUGUGUCUACUCUGUCUUUAAGCGCCUGGGGACGGAGUUGGUUUUGGGCCUUUUUCUGAACGUACGAGCGGAGGAGCAGCCUGAACUGUUCCAGGAAAUCACGCAACUCUGCACCCAGCACUGGCAUGGCCUGAUCUCUGCUCCAGUCAACGUGAAGGUUCCUCUGUGGUCAUCGGGUUUCUCCACAGCUCUGGAAGCCAGAGACAAACUAAUGGACAUCAUCAAAGACAAACUGGAGAAUGACACACAGGGUUUUGUGGGCACUCUCAGGUCUUUGCCGCUGCCCGACUCCAGUUGUGCCUCCCAGCAUCUCCUGCUGUUUAUCUCGGCUCUGAUCCCCAAAGCUCUGGCGUCGCUGCUCACCUCCUUCACACUGGCACUCAGUGGAAACGAACAGGAGGAGAAACGCAGACGAGCGAUAGAAGACCCUGAUUACCUGCACAGGAUACUGCUGGAGGUGCAGAGACUCUGGCCUCCUUUCAUUGGUGGACGCAGAAUAGCUGAUAAGGACUCCACUCUCGGAGGGUUUCAUGUUCCAAAGGGUUAUGGUGCGAUCUAUAUCAGCCACGCCGUCCACCGUGACCCAGAGGUGUUCCAGCAGCCGGACAACUUCCUACCAGAGAGGUGGAGCGGAAGGAAUGCAGGCCAGGAGCACUUCCUGUGUUCCUUCGGCAGCGGGCCCAGGAGCUGUAUUGGAUCUAAACUUAACGAUGUCUUCCUUAAGGAAGCGUGCGUGUACCUGUUAAAGCACUACGACUGGUGUUUGGACCCUCCAUCACAGGACCUUGAGUACAAAUGGCUGCCUGUGUCUCGCCCCACCAAUCCCCCCACCAUGUCUUUCACUCGACUGGAUCAGACCAGAUCUGACAAGAACUACACCAGCUAGGGAUACACCGUAUAUUUCGUGAUGCACCAGCUGUUAAAUUGAAGGAAAAAAAACAAAAAAACACAGUAAAAGCCAGAACAUAUCUGAGGCACUGAGAGGGAAGCCAUCAAACUGUGAGGCUUUCCCCCGCUGCGUAUAAUACAGUAAUCGUCCUGGGGAAAGCCGAGGAGUGUGCUGGUUUCACUCUGUGUGUUCCUGCUCCGGUGUGUUCCUGUGUGUUUCUGCAGCUUCCUUUGAUGAAUCUGCACCAGAAAAUCCAGAACUAAAAAAACAGAAAAAUCAUUUUUUAAUGAGUUAUACAUUAGCUACAGUUUGAAAAGAUCAUGAAACAUUAAACUCUUUGGCUCAUCUAAUUGAAAUAACUUGUCUAAUACAUCAGGCAUUGCUUCAAGGUUGAAUUUGGUUACACCUCACUGUAUUUCUUUCUUUUUGUAUGAUGGUGUUUGUUGUGAGAAGAAAAAUUGAAAUACCUCCAAAAUUGCAACAUUUAUAAGGUAGAAAUUGCAUUUUUCCCUGCACACUGCAGUAUCAGUGUUUAAACCAAAUAGAUCCAAGGGAACACACACGUGCACACACAGAUACAGGGGUAAACCCUCAGAUUCCAUCACUGACUGCAAACCUGUCUGCCCUCCCCCCUCCACCACCUAGCAACCACCACUGCUUAGCAACAGUUCGUCAUACUGACACUGACUUGCCUCCUUUUAGUAUGCAAGUCUCUCUCUCUCUCUCUCUCUUCCUCUCUCUCGCUCUCUCUGUCUCUCUCUCUCUCUCUCUCUCUCAAACACACACACACACACACACACACACACACACACACACACUAACCUGGUUAUUUUUGAAUGCAUUCAGUCGGCAGUGAUACGCACGCCAUCUGAAUCACAUGUAAAUGAUGCCAGAAGGAGUUUCAGAGCACACGUCUACAUUUUAAAUAACUUUGGUAACUUGAAUGAAUUUUAGCACAUGAAUCAUAAACCAAACGAGACUUAUUCUCUACCUCUUACACUGAUAAAAAUUUGUUUUAAUUUAGUAAUAUAAAAGUGUAGUACAUAUCCUGUUAUGUAUGUUUUCAUUUGUCUUUUAUAAUUAUUUAAAUGCUAUAAGUGUUUAAUGUCUUACAUGUGUAAUCUCAUAGUUUGGCAUAUGAGAGUGUAUAAAUUAAUGUUUCUGAGACUGUAUGACAUCUCAACUAUCAUGCUACAUUGUUAUUUUACGAGCCUGUGUGCUACAUUUUAAGUAAAAACUGUUCAAAUUGAA